AUGGCGAACUCCCAAGCACACGCGCACGCCCACAAGCAUGCAGCCAUGGCCAUCAAAGCUGCGAAUGGCGACGACUUCACAGAAAAGAACCGCGCCCACUGGGACCAGAACGCUCGCACCUACACCUCCCAACCCUGGCAACAAGAAAUGAUCGCGCGCAUCAACUCCUUCCUAGCUGCCAAUGCCGAAUGGCUCGGUCUCCCGCCCAGACAGUCCUCGUCCGCUGACAAUAGCAAUGCCCGACCAAUCCGCGUCCUGGACUACGCGUGCGGGCCUGGCACCGUCACCGCCAUUCUGGGUCCACGAGCCAAUGAAUGGAAGGGCAUCGACCUCAGCGCCGAGAUGUGCAAGAUGUACAACGAGCGUUUCGCUUCAGUGCCGGAAUCGGACAAGGCCCUAAAGCCAUUCACUGCGCACGCAACGAACGGCAACCUCCUAAGAGAAGGCGGCGAUGAGGGCUUCGGCGGCCCUGAGUGGCAAGGCUUUGACAUGGUUUGUAUUGGUUUGGGCUUCCAUCACUUUGAAGACCUGCCGCUCGCCACGAAGACGCUGGUGGAGCGCCUACGUCCUGGCGGGGUUUUCAUGAUCGUUGACCUGGUGACGCAUGAGCCGGAGGAGUCGACGCGGCACCUCGUCGCGCAUGCGGGAUUUGAUUUUGAGAAAGUUAGAGGAUUGUUUGAGGGACAAGGGUUGCAGGACGUGCAAUGGAGAGUCAUGGAGGAGGAAGUUUUGAUUCGAGGGACAAUGCCUAGGCGAGUGUUUGUGGCGAAGGGGCGAAAGCCGGAGUAG
Molecule: messenger RNA, 789 nt
Organism: Cyphellophora europaea CBS 101466
Lineage: Eukaryota; Fungi; Ascomycota; Eurotiomycetes; Chaetothyriales; Cyphellophoraceae
Exons: 1
Coding region: 1-789 (262 amino acids)
Source: RefSeq, a predicted model, not a curated record